AUGCCUUCCGAUCCGCUCCCCAUCCUCAUCGUCGGGGCUGGGAUCAGCGGCCUCACGCUGGCCCAGUACCUGCGCAAGGCCAACGUGCCGUUCCGCAUCUUCGAACGGGACGCAUCCAUGACGUCUCGCACCGGCGGAUGGGGUCUCACCGUCCACUGGGCCCUCCCCGCCCUCGAGGAGCUGCUGCCAGCGGACAUCGCGUCCCGGCUGCGAGAGACCAGCGUCAACAAGGAAGCCGCGCGCAGGGGUGACCCGGGCAGAUACCGGUUCUUCAAUCUCAAGACGGGCGAUCCAAAGUAUGAGAGUCCGCCGUCGCAGGAGGGUAGGAUUCGAGUCCUGCGGACCAAACUCAGAGCUCUUCUGGCGACCGACAUCAACAUCGAGUGGUCGAAAAAACUGGUGAACAUCGAAGACAACGAGGAGAGUGUGACGGCGUUCUUUGAGGAUGGCAGUUCAUGCAAGGGACGACUGCUUGUGGCCUGCGACGGCGCCAACUCGCGUGUCCGCAAGCAUCUCUAUCCCACGACCUACCAGAACAAGCCGAUCCCCGUCCGGUUCCUGGGGGCAACCGUCCGCUACUCGGAGGAACAGGUGACGGCAGUGCGGGCACUCGACCCCUACUUUUUCCAGGGAACUCACGCGGAGUCGAAUGUGUACUUGUACUUCAGCUUCCUGGAUACGCCGUUCAACUUCGAAGACAGCUCGGACGACUAUGUGGUGCAGAUCGUGGUCUCGUGGCCGGAAAGCAAGGGCAUCGACAUCCCUGACGGCAAUGCCGAGCGCAUCGCCCUGAUGAAGCAGCUCACGCAGGAUUGGGCAGAACCGUUCCGGGGCCUAGUCCAUAACAUCUCGGAUAAUGCCGAAGUGACAGCCAUCACGAUGCAGGAUUGGUUCCCGACGGCGAGACGCGAGCAGGGGCAUGGCCGGAUCGUGUUGAUGGGCGAUGCGGCCCACACGAUGACCAUGUUCCGGGGCGAGGGCGCUAACAACGCGGUGGCCGACGUGCAAGACUUUGUCAAGCGAGUUGGCCACCUGAUCCAACAACCGUCGGAUAAGGAGGACUGGGCGGCGAUGGAGCGGGCACUGGAAGCGUACGACCAGGACGUAUUUGUGCGAGGACAGCCGUGCGUGGUGAGCGCGCGACAGGCGUGUCUGGACGCGCACGACUUUCCCCGGAUUACGGAGGAGAGCCCUCUGAUCUCGAAGCGGGUGAGACAGGAGAGCUAG
Rasamsonia emersonii CBS 393.64 is the source of this 1227-nucleotide messenger RNA. Its product is annotated as FAD/FMN-containing dehydrogenase. The record is from RefSeq and is a predicted model, not a curated record. Gene Ontology annotation, molecular function: FAD binding. The coding region runs from base 1 to 1227 and encodes 408 amino acids. Lineage: Eukaryota; Fungi; Ascomycota; Eurotiomycetes; Eurotiales; Trichocomaceae. The transcript has 4 exons.